Messenger RNA from Sarcophilus harrisii (Tasmanian devil), 672 nucleotides. RefSeq names its product actin, cytoskeletal 4-like. The record is from RefSeq and is a predicted model, not a curated record. Lineage: Eukaryota; Metazoa; Chordata; Mammalia; Dasyuromorphia; Dasyuridae.
AUGGAAGAAAUAGCUGCUCUUGUUAUUGACAAUGGCUCUGGUAUGUGCAAAGUUGGUCCUCAAGCUGUGUUUCCUUCCAUUGUUGGAAGCCCAAGAUAAGAAAGAGGGUAUAGAUUCACUACUACAGCUGAAAGGGAAAUGGUUUGUGACAUCAAGGAGAAGCUGUGCUAUGUUGCCCUAGACUUUGAGCAGGAGAUGAUCACUGCCGCUUCAUCCUCUUCCCUAGAGAAGAACUAUGAGCUUCCUGAUGGCCAGGUGAUCACCAUUGGCAAUGAGAGGUUCAGGGGUCCAGAGGCCCUCUUCCAGCCAUCCAUUCUGGGUAUGGAAUCCUGUGUCAUUCAUGAGACCACUUUUAAUUCUAUCAUUAAAUGUGAUGUUGACAUCCAAAAGGAUCUAUAUGCCAACACAGUAUUGUCUGGUGGUACUACCAUGUACCCUGGUAUUGCUGACAGAAUGCAGAAAGAAAUCACAGCCCUGGCCCCUAGCACGAUGAAAAUUAAGAUCAUUGCUCCUCCUGAACAUAAGUAUUCCAUCUGGAUUGGUGGCUCUAUUCUGACAUCUCUCUCUGCUUUCCAGCAGAUGUGGAUCAGCAAGCAGGAAUAUGAUAAAUCUGGUCUAUCACAUAAGUUCUACCAUUUCUCUUUUUCAUAUGACAUUUCUUCAAAUACUUGA